UUUACGUUUCAUCAUUGUCGCCAAUUUACGGUCCCAACGAUUACGAUCGUGACGACGAUUUAUUGAUGGGGAUUCUCCGUAGUCGGUUGUCGAUAUUUGCCGCUACUUUUGAUAACCUCGGUGUAGUAAUUUUGAAAAAGAUAAAUCGUCGCAAAGGCAGGUCACGCAGGUCGUGACGUCAUUCGUGCAGUAAACACUCUCGUUCUGUCAAAUCAGUCAAUAUCGCGCUACAAAAGCGGUUCAAAUCAAAUUAUCUUCAGGGUUUAGGACGCGUCAGCUGACCGGACUGUUGCUGUUAAAAACAUCAGAAUGGAUAAUAUUUUUGGUAAAGAUGAUUCUGGGAACGAAAGCGAGCUUGUCGAUAUUGAAGAUAAGGACAGUCCGUCUAGACCCUCCGGAACCAGAGACAGCGAUGGCAUGGAUAUUGACGACGUUCCUUUGAAGGUGAAAGGAAAUGAACCUGACACUUCAAGUCAGAAUUCUCAAUCAGACACAGAAGAGUCAAGUCCCCAACAAACUAGUAGCGGAAUGCUAUCAAGUGACCAUAUGGACUUGAAGAAUGAUCCAGAGAGUCAAGACGAGCAUGAAGACAUUUUUGGAAAUGAUAUAAUGCUCCCACAUUCGGUACCGACAAAAAUAGAUGGAAGAAGAGAAAGUAGAGAAAAGAGUAAAAAGGAACUGGAGGAAGAAGAGCGGGAGAAAAUGCAAGUUUUGGUAUCAAAUUUCACGGAAGAUCAAUUGGACAGAUACGAGAUGUACAGAAGAGCUGCCUUUCCCAAAGCAGCAAUCAAAAGAAUUAUGCAGACAAUUACGGGCUGCUCGGUAUCUCAAAACGUCGUGAUAGCCAUGUCAGGUAUAGCUAAGGUGUUUGUCGGCGAAAUUGUUGAGGAAGCUUUGGAUGUCAUGGAAACUCACGAAGAAACGGGCCCAUUGCAACCAAAACAUUUGAGGGAAGCGGUACGCAGAUUACGACUUCAGGGACAAAUACCAAACGGUAGAGCACAUAAGGCAUUUUUCAGACUUUGAGGAAAGCAUGAGCUUUUUUGCAAAUGGUCAAGAAAAAUGUUAUUAAAGUGCAACACGUAGUACAAACGCUUUUGUUAUAACAAAAAAGGCUAAUAGCUGGAAAAACGUCCAGAAGACUUCCAAAAGCUACAGCCAAUGUUAGAAAAUGCGAAAUGCCAAUCAAUAUCUUAUUGUAAUAAUAUUAUGUUUAUGCAUUAGCGUCUAAUUUUGAACCUGUAAAAGGUCAUUAGAGUUAAUUUAUUAAAUCAUAACAGAGGCAAUAAAUGAAAUUCUGUUAUGAUUUUAGAUCUACCUAUACAAUAUAAUUUUAACGUUACUUGUAAAAUACAUUUGAAAUCUCUUCUCUUCUCUAGCAAUAUAAAUUUUUUCAUCCGAGAGUUAUAGUCUAAUCUGAAAGCUUUCAAUGUAUGUUUCCCAAAGAGAAUUCUAUUCUUGUAACAUUGUUCUCUUGACCGACAAAUGUAGAAAGAAUUAUAUUUUCUCUUAUUGUUACAUAUAAUGAAUAAAAAGAUAUAUCACUAAAAUCCUGAUACCUGUUGUAUUUCAACUAUGAGAAAUACCAAAAAACCAUGACUAAAUGAAUUCGUACUCGGGUAUUUUUCGAAAGAUAAAAUUUUUUCAAAAGUAUAUCUCGACACGUGCACAAAAAAGCAUGAUUUAUAACGAUUUUAUUUCCAAUAGUCAAUAAUAGUCAUGCGUCACCCCCGUUACCAAAAACUUCAUUCCGUAAAUAUCUUUACUGAAAUUGAUUUAUAGUAUACUAUGAUACAAUGUUCUGUAUUUUGUUAUUCUAAUAUGUACAAAGAGUUAAUCAUACUAUAAAAAUUUGUAGUAACUUUACUUCUCUUAAAAUCUUAAAUAUCCUUAUGUUAUUUUUGGCAGAUAAUUACUAGUUAUACGGUAUUAUAAUUAUCUUAUUUUCACUUAACAGUAUUUAAGAAAGAGUCAUCCAGAAUUACAAUAUAUUUAUAAGUAAAAAGCUGAUAUUCAUCAUAGGAUCUUAUUUACACUUAUAAGUAUAUGCAUUCUCUGAUAGCAGUAAGCACGUAAGUAUAUAACAACUAAAAAUUACAACUUAAUAUUCUUAAUUGUUCAUCGUACGCUUGCAGAUGUUCACUACAUUUCAGAAACCAUUGCUCAUUGAAAUGAUGGAAUAUAUUUUUAUACCACGAUAUAAUAUUAAAGAGUAGUUGAUAGAUCUACUCGCUCGAUUACAAAUAUUAUACAUUAUCAUUGUAAAAUAGCUAACAUAAAGCAUUAUGUUAGUAUUCCUCUGGUAAUUAGAAAAUUUACUUUACAAAUACAUACAACAGAUAUUAUACAUCUUGCAUCGUCUAUAUCACGAAUUAAGAAAUAUUUUACACAGUUCUAUUAUUAUACUUCAUUUCUUUACAACUGGUUAACACACAUAUUUCAAUAUCUGUACACUAAUCCGCCAUAUAUUAUCUAUUUAAAUUAUAUCUCAGUUUUCUGUACACGAAAUCUGAUUAGUUUGUUAAAAUUGAAAUAAAAAAAUCAAACAUUCAAGUAGAAAUUAUAGUUCUCUGAUAAUUGGUAUCAUUAAAGUUGCAUUACAGAUAUGUGAUUUUUGCAAAUAAAAAAUGAAAUUUCAAGUUUCUUUCUCAUCUUUUACCUUUAAUGGUUCGUUUUUUUCUGGUUUUUCUUAAGCUAAAUAAUUAUACGAUACAAAGCGUAAUUAUAAAAUACUAUCCAAAUUGUGAAUAAUAAACACCUUCCGAUGCGAUAGGAAACUUAGGAUAAAAUUAAAAGCUUCCAAUUAUGGAUAGUAAUAAGUGAAUGAUAUUCACCAGAUUUUUUUUCGCUGCCGAAAUUUUCAUAUUUUCAUCAACUGUUGAACUUAGUAAAGCAAAGUAUGUAUAUCUUUAGGUUAAAUUCACUGUUUCCUGCAGUUUUAUACCUUUGACAGUCUACGUACGUAUAUUCACAACCACAUCAAUGUGUAUUGAACUAUCGAAAAUAUAUAUACAUUAUGUAGUUAACAAAACCUCAUGCAUUGUCUCCAAAUUAUACACGGCAUUAUUCGUGGUUUCAUUAUUAUUGCAAGUUUUCAACAUAGAG
Neodiprion fabricii is the source of this 3105-nucleotide messenger RNA. RefSeq names its product transcription initiation factor TFIID subunit 11 (gene Taf11). Gene Ontology annotation, cellular component: transcription factor TFIID complex; nucleus. The coding region runs from base 310 to 1026 and encodes 238 amino acids. The record is from RefSeq and is a predicted model, not a curated record. Gene Ontology annotation, biological process: RNA polymerase II preinitiation complex assembly; transcription initiation at RNA polymerase II promoter. NCBI's taxonomy places the organism in Eukaryota, Metazoa, Arthropoda, Insecta, Hymenoptera, Diprionidae. The transcript has 6 exons. Gene Ontology annotation, molecular function: protein heterodimerization activity; transcription coactivator activity.